AUGGCAGCUGGUUGCGUUGCUCCUCUACGCUCCUGGGAGGAUUUCUUCCCCGGCUUUGAGCGGUUUGCCCGGCCUGACUUUAAAGAUGUAUCUAAAUGGAACAACAGGGUCGUAAGCAACCUGCUCUACUAUCAAACGAACUACCUGCUGAUGGGUGUGGCUAUUAUCUCCCUGGUGGGAUUUUUAAGUCCACUUAACAUGGUGCUCGGUGCCACUGUUGUGAUUCUUAUCUUCCUGGGCUUCAUAUGGACCUCGCAUAACAAGGAUUUUGUGCGCAAAUUUAAGAAGCAGUACCCCACCGUGUUCAUUCUCUCCAUUCUGUUAUCCAGCUACUUUGUCAUUUCAAUGUUUGGUGGUGUGAUGGUUUUUGUAUUUGGAAUCACUUUUCCGAUGUUGUUAAUGUUUAUUCAUGCUUCUCUGAGGCAUGUAAAGAACAAACUGGAAAAUAAGAUUGAAGGAAUUGGUCUGAAGAAAACUCCUAUGGGAAUUGUCCUUGAUGCCCUGGAACAGCAGGAAGAAAACUUUGCUAAAAUUGCCGGCCUAAUCACCAAAGGGAAGGAGUAAAGAUGGCCUCUUACAAGCCACAGCCCCACUCUGCUGCUGACCUACUGACGUGUUUCAUUCACUUAACUGGCAACAGAUGUCUGCCAUGUUUUUUCCGAUUAUUUGGACAGCCAAUUUGAAGAAAUGCUUUUACAUUGUUCUGUAAAAUUAUAAUAUUCCAAGUAGUUGUGGGUCUACUAUUGUUGGAACUGCAUGAACAGUGGCCACUGACAAUGGGAAU
Messenger RNA from Bombina bombina (fire-bellied toad), 784 nucleotides. Its product is annotated as PRA1 family protein 3-like. Bases 1 to 564 code for a protein of 187 amino acids. Gene Ontology annotation, cellular component: membrane. Gene Ontology annotation, biological process: negative regulation of transport. NCBI's taxonomy places the organism in Eukaryota, Metazoa, Chordata, Amphibia, Anura, Bombinatoridae. The transcript has 2 exons. The record is from RefSeq and is a predicted model, not a curated record.